UAAAGGCUGUCCACCUGUUACCCGUGUACGGUGUGUAUCAUAUGAAGAUUAUUUUUAAUCAGUGAAGGGUCCCCCCUAUUGGAGGCUUUUGAAAAAUUGUCUGAAACUGAAGCCGGACCGGACCCCUUUCGGUAGAAAACUGUGGAAAGCGGUAGACGCCCGAGUCCAAUCACUCAGCCUCGACUCCACGAGUUAUUGGGCUUUACGCCAAGAUUUACUUAUGUUGGGUGCCGCCACACGUCCGGACGCUGACUCUUAAAGAACGCAUCCAACCUCAAUCUUUUCUCCCUCGUCCACCUGUUCCUGAACCCUUACUGUAUCCUCCUUAUACUUUCCAUCCCCCAGCUCUCCGUCACUGUGACAUUCUCCCCAACACUCUUACCCACAUUUUUCCACCCUAGGAAGCCUCAACCCAACCAAAGCUCAACACAAAAUGUCUGACGAUUGGGAUUCCGUUACCAAGAUCGGUUCCAAGGCUGGCGGUAACGCUCAGCGUACAACCGUCGCCAGAACCCAGUCCGAGAUCAACGCAGCCAGAAGAGCGGGUGCUGUUGUUGCCACCGAAAAGAAGGUAUUUGAAUGCGAAAUGUUACGAAAUUUUGACGGUUGGAACCUGAGUGCUAAUGUUUCCGUAGUAUGCGACCGGGAACAAGACCCAGAGCACCGAGGGUCAGCGCUUAACAAAGGUCGAUCGUGAGAACGAGGUUGCUCCGCCACCCAAGAUCGAUCAGGGCGUUGGAAAGGCUAUGUCUAAGGCCCGCCUCGAUAAGACUCCCACCAUGACACAAAAGGACCUUGCAACCAAGGUUAAUGAGAAGCCAUCCGUGAUCAACGAUUACGAAUCCGGCCGUGCUGUUCCCAAUCAGCAGGUUCUCGCCAAGCUUGAGCGUGCACUUGGCGUCAAGCUGAGAGGGAGGGGUCAGUGUCAUCAUUUCCAUCAUCCAAAUUUUCUCAUUUUUUUAAGACUUUCAUAUUAUCCCCGCGAUAUGCUGACGAUAUGCGACAGAAAUCGGCUCUCCCCUCGGUCCCAAGAAGAAGUAA
Tuber aestivum (summer truffle) is the source of this 1041-nucleotide messenger RNA. NCBI's taxonomy places the organism in Eukaryota, Fungi, Ascomycota, Pezizomycetes, Pezizales, Tuberaceae. The record is from the annotation of a GenBank genome assembly.